ACACUAGCAAGCCACAAACUGGACAAAAAGACCCAUAUUUUCAGCUCACAGCUCCCAAAUUUCAGCGUGUGUGCGUCAGAUAUUGUACGCACUGCCACCUCUGCGCUCCAUCCAAACCUAGCCCUCAAAUCGCCUCAGAGACGCUGCACACGCCCCCAGCCUGCACGCCUCCGCGGAUGGCCGAAGCCGCGCCGCCCUGGCAACAAAAUACGCCUUACGAAGUGCGCGUGACCGCGAAACCCCUGCGCUCGUUGACCUACGACGUCCUGCCGCCGGCGCCGUCCAGUGACACGACCGCGGUCGUCCAGGAAGCGGGCGGCGCCGUCGUCGUCAAGCGCGCCGCAAGCGGCGCGGAGCGCGAGUUCCGCGGCCGCUCCGCGAAGACGACGCCCCUCGACGCGGCGCUCAUCUUCGACGCGACGGCGGGGACCUUCGAGCUGCGGCGCGUGGCCGCGGCGGCCGUCAAGCUCGCGCCGCCGCCGCCGGCGAGCUUGGCGCCGAGCCCUAAAAAGAAGCCGGGCGCCCGCAAGCGCGCGCCGACGCAGCGCUUCUCGGCGAUGACGGACGGCGGCAAGACCUACCGCGCGGCGCCGCCGGCCCCGGCCGACGAGGACGAGGAGGCCGAGCUCGUGUGCCAGCCGCGGAAGAAGGCGCGGCCGGCGACGGCGCCCGCCGCGGCGAAACCGACGGCGAAGAAGAAGGCGUCCGCGACGGGGGAGGACGCGAAAAGUCUGGUGGAUCGCGCGGCGCCCAUCGCGGUCGUCCAGAAGAACCCGAAGCGGGCGCCGAGACGGCGUCGAAAUUCACGCCUUCGCCGCGGCGUCCCGGGUGUCUGCUCGGUGGCGUAUGUCGAAACGAACCGGUCGCGUCCGCGCAGGGCGCCUCCGGCGAGCGCUUCGACAAAUACAUGGCCGCGACGACGGCGGCCGAGUUUCUUGAAUUGGGCGGGACGCGGGCUGAUUUAAAAUACGACAUCGCGCGCGGCUGGGUGACGGUGCUCGACCCGCGCUGAGACUGUGUGCGUGUGUUAAGACAAGACAU
This is a messenger RNA of Pelagomonas calceolata, 1041 nucleotides long. The record is from the annotation of a GenBank genome assembly. NCBI's taxonomy places the organism in Eukaryota, Pelagophyceae, Pelagomonadales, Pelagomonadaceae.